This is a messenger RNA of Cololabis saira (Pacific saury), 1975 nucleotides long. RefSeq lists its product as uncharacterized. The record is from RefSeq and is a predicted model, not a curated record. The transcript is spliced from 6 exons. Lineage: Eukaryota; Metazoa; Chordata; Actinopteri; Beloniformes; Belonidae. Bases 57 to 1013 code for a protein of 318 amino acids.
UAGAUGCAAACACACUGUCAGGGGAGAGCCAGAGGCCGUCUGUGCCUGCCAUCGCCAUGAAAAGAAGAAGCCUCCGGUCUGUCUGUCUGCUUGUCUUUGUCAUUUUCCAAGAACUAUAUGGCUUACAAAUACGGAACAAGCUGCUGGGCCAAUGCUUGCAGGUGGAAGAAGGUACUCGAGUUUCACUAGGAAAAUGCAACUCAUACUCAACUUUACAGGAAUGGCGUUGGUUGCCAGGGAGCAAUGCUCUGAGCAGCCAGCCCACUGGAGAAUGUCUAACUGCACCAUUGGGGGAGUAUGAAGGUGUCCACUUGCAGCCCUGCAUCAUUGGAGCUGGAGGGGCUGUGCUGAAUAUGGGAAGAGAAGCAAGCAGCCAGGAAUGGGAAUGCUCAAAGAAAGGCCACCUCACUUUGACAGGGAGUGGCCAACACCUCACUGCUACGCAGGAAUCCACUUUGGUCUUCCUGUCAAGGGAGCAUAAGCAGGGCAGCAGGUGGCGGACACUUGACAACCAGACAUUGUGUAAUGGUAGAGAGAUCAGACAUAACCAAAACCAAGCUCACCACCAUGCGGAGAAACUGGAACUAAGUGGUAUCUCAGCUGGCAGUAUAACAGACUCCGAUGAUGGGACAGAGUCAUACUCUGUUAUAGAUUUGACUGAUUACUCCUUGAGCACCAAGUCCCCUGCAGAUCCCACCAUGAUUUUUUUCAGUAUGGACUAUGGGAUGGGAUGGAAGAUAACCAUGCUUGUGUUAAGCUCUUUGGCAUUGGUCCUGGGGGCUGUUAUUCUCAUCCUCAACGUGUACUCUAAUAGACGGAAGAAAGUGGUUUGUGUUUUGAAGUCUUUCACUCCGAGGCCUGAAAUGAGCCUUCCUGGCUCCCCGGUGCUCAGCGAGAGGGCCCCGCUGGCGGAGCACGCAAUGCGCCUCCCACACUCGUCCCCAACUUUACAGCGAGGAGAGAUCCUUAUUGAGUGGAAAGAUGGCUCUGUUACUCCACUGUAUGAGGCCUGAAGGCCCGUGGUGUUGAUAGAAAUUUAGAUGUGUGUAUUUCUUUUUCUCGGUAGCUUACACUGAAAUAUUGUGCAAGGACAGGCAUGUUAUCCUCUGAAAGUAGCAAAAGUAGUGAGCCAGCCAUCAAAACAAAGGCAGGUUUUCUUUUUUUGGUAAACUAUUAGUGUACUUUAGACUUUUCCAUAAAGGUGAAAGUUUAUAGAUUGUACGGGACUGUAUUUAAGGCACUAUCCAAUGUUUUUUUAAGAUAAAAGCUAUUGUGUAGCUGUCAAGAUAGGAACAGCCAAGUGUGAACGGUGCGAUAAGUUUUCAAAGAAACUGGGCCAUAACUUCUUGUGAGGAUUUGAAGGAAUGCUUGUAGGAUAAAAGGACUGAAAACUUAAAUCUCAAGCUUUCAGCUGUUGUUUGUAGUGCUGCUUUAAGCACCAUUUAAAGGUUCAACAAAGCUACCACUGCUUAAGUCUUUAGUCGCAUAAAUGCAUAGAGAACUAAUAUUUGUUUAAACUCUGUGAUAACCUGCCGUUCUGGUCCUUGGCUUUUGCAGACACAGUUGGGCUAAAAUUUCAGCACAGGUCUCUUUGUACAUAUUUAUAUAAUACUAGAAUUUCAUGCAAGUUUUGAAAACGUUAACUUCCAUUAAAAUGUUAAAAGCUCAGUGUUGCUGCUCAGAGCAAACAGUCAUUGGCUGUUUUGGGGAAAAUGUGAUUAUACUUGCUUUGAAGCUUUGUUGUGUUAUGAGAAUUACAACUGUCCGAAGCUGCUGGUAGGAAGCUGGUUUCAUAUCAUGGAUGUUGCAAUAUUAUGUAGCUUGCACUACAUAAUAUUGUUCACAUGCAGUAUAGACUUACACAUUGAAUGUACUGACAGCUUAAAGUAUUUUUUUCAUCUAUUGAGCUUUGCUAUGAACUUAUUUUUGAUACUGACAUGAAAUAAAGUGAUUAUAAUUAAUAAUAAAGUGCUUA